This is a messenger RNA of Venturia canescens, 3501 nucleotides long. RefSeq names its product cap-specific mRNA (nucleoside-2'-O-)-methyltransferase 1-like. The record is from RefSeq and is a predicted model, not a curated record. Bases 56 to 2497 code for a protein of 813 amino acids. Gene Ontology annotation, cellular component: nucleus; cytoplasm. The transcript is spliced from 4 exons. Lineage: Eukaryota; Metazoa; Arthropoda; Insecta; Hymenoptera; Ichneumonidae. Gene Ontology annotation, molecular function: methyltransferase cap1 activity; nucleic acid binding. Gene Ontology annotation, biological process: 7-methylguanosine mRNA capping.
CAGCAAGGAUACACAGUGCAUUAAACACAUGGGAAUUUCCUGACAACUCGUAAACAUGGAUGACAUGCAAGGAAGGAGGUUAAGUGAUUCAAUGUCAUCUCUAUCGGGUGAAGGAAGUCCAAGUUUUGAGCAACCAAGUUUCAACACAUCCGAACGUGAAGGUUUGAAUAAUGGAAGAAAGAAGCGUCGGCUGGAUGAUUCCGGAUUGGAAUGGGACACGCUUGAGAAGCCAGCCAAGAAGAUGGCUCUGGAGGCUGAAUUUGAUAUGGCAGACAAAGCUAAGCGGAUGAUGGAAAAAAUGGGUUACAAGAAGGGUGCUGGUUUGGGAAAACACGGUCAAGGACGUUUGGAGCCGGUUGAAGCUUCCCAGCAGAAAGGACGCAGAGGUUUGGGUCACUAUAAUGAAAAGUUAAAAGAGGCCAAUCUUCGGUGGGAUCCCAGCAAGGAGGAAAUACUUAUAGAGGAAGAAAUCAAUUGGUUAAUGAACACCAAAGAGCCACCGUGCAUCAAAGAUCUAAACGAUUGGAUAAAAAUUGGACCAACAAAGAGAACGAUAGAGGACGAGACUUUGUACUGCGAUGCAGCAGUUGUAUCAGGAGUGGUAGGCUCGAAAUCAGUGUUCGACAAUUUGGACAAAAACGAAAUGAGACGAGCGCGAACGAGAUCGAACCCUUUUGAAACGAUUCGUGGUUCAAUAUUCCUCAACAGAGCUGCUGUGAAGAUGGCGAAUAUGGACAGAGCCUGCAAUUUCUUGUUCACCGCCCCAACGACAUUGAAAUCCAACGAGCUCUUGUAUUUUGCUGAUGUUUGCGCUGGUCCCGGUGGUUUCAGCGAGUAUGUGCUAUGGCGGAAGAAGUGGCAUGCCAAAGGUUUUGGCUUCACAUUACGAGAGUCGAAUGAUUUCAAGCUGGAAGAUUUCUAUGCGGGUUCACCGGACACUUUUCAUCCGUUUUAUGGUCCCAAAGGUGACGGAGAUGUUUACAAUCCGGAAAAUCAAGAGGCAUUCAGACAAUUGAUCAUGCGACAAACGCAUGGAAAUGGUGUCCAUUUCAUGAUGUCCGAUGGUGGUUUUUCGGUUGAGGGAGAAGAGAGCGUGCAGGAAAUACUAUCGAAACAGCUGUACCUUUGUCAGUGCCUUGUUGCGUUAAUGAUUGUUCGUGAAAAAGGACAUUUCGUAACAAAAUUAUUUGACAUCUUCACUCCCUUUUCCGCGGGUCUCGUUUACAUAAUGUCUCGAUGUUUCGAAAGCAUUUCCAUAUUCAAACCGAACACAUCGAGACCAGCUAAUUCCGAGCGUUAUCUCAUUUGCAACGGGAAACAAUCGAACGUGACGGACGUGAUUGAAUAUCUUUCACGCGUUAAUCGUAUCUUGUUGAACCAGGACAAGAGUCGAGACGUUAUGCAACUCGUGCCCCAUGAAAUCCUGGAGGAAGACGAAGAAUUUUUCAAAUACUUGAAAAAUUCAAACGAAGUUCUCGGCCGACGACAAAUCGUCGGACUCCUCAAAAUCGCUGCUUUUUGCGAAGACACUACUCUCAUGGAGAAUCGACAAGCUGAGAUGAGAAAAAAGUGCCUCGAAUAUUGGGGAUUGCCUGACACGAGUCGUACUAUUCCUCGGAUAAGCGCACCCGGAGAACGCUUGAAAGUUAUCACGCAAAAUUCAACCAUGAGUUUUAUGACGACUAAACCCGAGAUACUCAAGACUUCGAAUCUUCACAAAUUAUUGAAUGUACAUUACGAUUGGUUCUGUAUGCUCUGCGAUUCUUCCGGUCAAAUCAACGACAAAUCCGCUACUUUCUAUAUUGGAAUGGGCAAAUCGAAUUCUUAUCGUUACGACAACGGUACUUGGAUCAGAGUUCCAAAUCUUCAUUUAUCCCCCGACACCCUCGUUUUUGCUGAGCUUGUCACAGAAUUACGAGGCGAAUACACCCAGCAGAGGAGAACGAGUGCUCUUCACAUUCUCGACUCUUAUUUUCUGGGAGGCGAGGACGUUAGUCAAAAGUACAUCGAAGAGAGGUACAGAUUGACAAAGUUGUACACCGAGGCUCUCUGGAAACCGAUGAACGGUGAAUGGAUUCGCGUAAGAGCGAAAGAAUUGCAUCCAUUGACGGAGAAUCUCGAGGAAAGGUUUAAUCUUCAGCUUCGUACGUUGAAAAAAGGUGGUCAAGUGUUAACGCACGUACCAUCGCGAGAUGACACCCAUUACGAAGACACCGACGACCCUUAUUUCAUAGUUCCGAAAAGCGUUGUAUUUUUUAAGAGCACUGCACUUUAUUGGUCUCGACAUGUCAGUCAAUCUUCUGGUUACCCUUAUUAUUACAAUUGGAAGGACAAGAGGACGCUCUACGACAAGGACAAGCCAGCAUGCGCGGAUGCUUCUUUCGCGGAAUCGUUUGAAAACCGUAUUGUUUGGUGUUGGCCGCCAGAUCCGGCCUUGACGAGAGAAAGUUUAUUUGAGAUGAUCCGUAACAAGUGCGUGCGACCUGUGAAUAGAUAAUUUUAUAUUUAGAAUAAUUUUAUAUUUAGAAAUUUUAUUUUAUAAAUGUGUACAUUACGUACACAUUUAUGUGAUGAAAAUCAUGAGAUCAUUAAAAUACUAUGUAAAUAAACAAAAUCUAGUAUUUAUCAGUAGAUUAUCGUGCGACUAGAAUGUCAAGCGCGUUUGGCCAUAUUUUUUUCGUAUAUAGUUCAAUGGCCUCUGUACAUACACUAAACUUCGCAUUAGGGAUUAGAUAAUUACAAAAUUGUGAACGAUGCGUUUGACGAUACUGUGAAAUUUAUUUUUUUUUAAAUUUUUUCUUUAAUUUCUUGGAUUCCUCAUAGAACAAUUGAGAGUAAUUAAUUUUGAGUAUUUCUCUUCUCUCUGACGUGUAGCUUUAAUUGGAUGACAAUUCGUAGAUCUCGUUAAUCGAUACGUGGAAUGAUCAUCAUAUAAUAAGAAAAUUAAGAAGAAUGAAGGACUAAAACAAAACCUUGCAAAUCUUGACGUUUGCAAGUCCGGUUGUUUACUUUUGGAAAGCUGUGUAAAAAGCUUUCGUAUUUCCGCCUUCAUCAUGCGUGACAGUGAUAUUUUUUAGUCAGUGCGCAUUAUUGAAUAAAGAUAUGUUGGAAAAUCUUGGAAGAUGUGUCGGAAGUUCACGAAGCGAAUAAAUUGUGAAGUUCUAAAGGAAAUAAAUUCGAAAAGAUGAAAUUUUAGAAGAAUUCCUAUUUAUAUUGAGUCGUCAAAAACUCUCAAUGAAUCAAAUCGUUGUUGUUCUCUCAGAGUAAAACGAAGACAGAAAAUUUUUGCCUUUCAGAAUUCCACGACUUACUCGCGUCGUCAAUAUUUUUGGCUCUUGUUUUUAGAGAUACUGAAUAUACUAGUAGUACGAUCGUUAUCGGGCUGUGAUAAUACAUGAAAUUAAAGAAGAAAAGGUCUGGCUUGUUUAUAUACUACAUUUUAUGGGGGCGAAUUGUAUUAAAGUAUAAAUAAACGAUGAUUUAUCAAGGAGCAAUAACAAA